Molecule: messenger RNA, 2025 nt
Organism: Fundulus heteroclitus (mummichog)
Lineage: Eukaryota; Metazoa; Chordata; Actinopteri; Cyprinodontiformes; Fundulidae
Gene: ccdc47
Product: coiled-coil domain containing 47
Exons: 12
Coding region: 7-1476 (489 amino acids)
Biological process (GO): endoplasmic reticulum calcium ion homeostasis
Cellular component (GO): endoplasmic reticulum
Molecular function (GO): calcium ion binding
Source: RefSeq, a predicted model, not a curated record
CGCACCAUGCGAAGCCCGUAUCUCCUCCUGGUACCCGCACUGCUGCUCCUAUUGGCCCUGCCCGCCUCCAGAGGACGUUACAAUGACGACUUUGACGACGGCGAGGACCUGGCCGACUUUGACGACAACGACUUCGCUGAGUUCGAGGACAUGAAUGACGAGUUAACGGAUGAGGCGGAGACGGCCCCCCCGCCACGUGUCCCAUCGCCCUCCUCGCAGCCCGAAGAGGACGAAGACGAAGCCACCGUGGAGCUGGAGGACGGUCAGGAUGGUUUCGAGGACUCUGAGAAUCAAGAUCAAGACAUGUACAGCAAAUACGACCAGGAGGAGUUUGAGGGAUAUGGAGACGUGGAGAAGACGGGCCAUUCCAUGAAGGACCCCCUCAUAAUCCACACGGUCCCUGCGCACCUUCAGAACAGCUGGGAAAGUUACUACAUGGAGAUCCUGAUGGUGACGGGCUUGCUGUCCUACAUCAUGAACUACAUCAUCGGCAAGAACAAGAACAGCCGGCUCGCUCAGGCCUGGUUCAACUCCCACAGAGAGCUCCUGGAGAGUAACUUUGCACUCGUGGGCGACGAUGGCACCAGUAAAGAACCUGUGAGCACCGGGAAGCUGAAUCAGGAGAACGAACACAUCUACAACCUGUGGUGCUCUGGGCGUGUGUGCUGUGAAGGCAUGCUGAUUCAACUCAAGUUCUUGAAGAGGCAAGACCUCCUGAACACGGUGACCAGGAUGAUGAGGCCCGCCUGUGACCAAGUGCAAAUCAAAGUGACUCUUAACGAGGAGGACAUGGACACUUUCGUCUUUGCUGUGGGUUCCAAGAAGGCCAUGGCUCGGCUGCAGAAGGAGAUGCAGGACUUGAGCGAGUUCUGCAGCGACAAGCCGAAGUCCGGAGCAAAGUAUGGGCUUCCAGAGUCCAUGGCGAUUCUGAGCGAGAUGGGUGAGGUCACGGACGGCGUGAUGGAUAACAAGAUGGUACACUACAUCACCAACCACGCUGACAAGAUCGAGUCGAUCCAUUUCUCGGAUCAGUUUUCUGGUCCAAAAGUUAUGCAAGAGGAGGGUCAGCCGUUAAAGCUGCCUGAGACCAAGAAGACACUACUGUUUACAUUUAAUGUGCCUGGCUAUGGCAAUACGUCUCCCAAAGACAUGGACUCCCUGCUUCCUCUCAUGAACAUGGUGAUCUACAGCAUCGAUAAGGUCAAGAAGCUCCGUCUGAACAGAGAGGGCAAGCAAAAGGCGGACAGGAACCGGGCUCGCGUGGAGGAGAACUUCCUGAAGCAGACCCACGCUCAGCGCCAGGAAGCCGCCCAGACACGCAGAGAGGAGAAGAAGAGAGCCGAGAAGGAGAGGAUCAUGAACGAAGAGGACCCUGAGAGACAGCGUCGGCUGGAGGAAGCAGCUCAGCGGCGGGAGCAGAAGAAGAUUGAGAAGAAGCAGAUGAAGAUGAAGCAGAUCAAAGUGAAAGCCAUGUGAACGAUCACCAAGAGAAAAAAAAAAGCAUUCAGGCACAUCGAAAAUCAGUGCUCUGCUCAGUUUUCUUCCGCUUGUUCCAGUCAGUGUCCACAACUUCAGCUCAAUGGUUGCCAGAAACCUCCCAACAGACAUCCUGCCUCUCUGGUCGUGUCCGGCUUUGCUGUUUGCAUCACUCACUGCUCCGUUUCAUGUGUUUAAAACCUAAAAACUCUGUAAACUCUAUCUCCAUCCACCAUCAAGUCAGGUUUUUUUUUUUUUUUAACAUUCGUCAAAUGUUUCUCUGAAAUACCUAAAGCCUAAUGAUUGUUUUUAAACACAAGUUGCUGGUAAGAGGACACUAUUCGGUGGUGUUUUGCCACGUUUUUAAAGGACUGAAAGCAUUGUUGUGAUUUCAUUGCUAAUAUAUUAGAAUUAUCGUAAACUUUAAGCGAUAAUGUCAAGGAAAUGUUUAAUAUAUAUAUAUGUGUGUCAAAUACUUUUCUGUCAGGCUGUUUCUAAUGGUUAUCUGAGCAAACAAUAAAUGCACUGAAGUCUUUAAAAAAAAUUAUA